Messenger RNA from Hipposideros armiger (great roundleaf bat), 819 nucleotides. It is a transcript of the gene OLIG3, whose product is annotated as oligodendrocyte transcription factor 3. NCBI's taxonomy places the organism in Eukaryota, Metazoa, Chordata, Mammalia, Chiroptera, Hipposideridae. Gene Ontology annotation, biological process: axon development; sensory organ development; positive regulation of transcription by RNA polymerase II. Bases 1 to 819 code for a protein of 272 amino acids. The record is from RefSeq and is a predicted model, not a curated record. Gene Ontology annotation, cellular component: nucleus. The transcript has a single exon. Gene Ontology annotation, molecular function: DNA-binding transcription factor activity, RNA polymerase II-specific; E-box binding; protein dimerization activity.
AUGAAUUCUGAUUCGAGCUCUGUCUCCAGCAGAGCUUCCUCUCCGGACAUGGAUGAGAUGUAUCUGAGGGACCACCAUCACCGCCACCACCGCCACCAGGAGAGCCGUCUUAAUUCGGUCUCGUCCACGCAGGGCGACAUGGUGCAGAAGAUGCCCGGGGAAAGCCUCUCACGGGCCGGCGCCAAGGCCGCGGGCGAGAGCAGCAAGUACAAAAUCAAGAAGCAGCUGUCGGAACAGGACCUACAGCAGCUGCGGCUGAAGAUCAACGGACGCGAGCGCAAGCGGAUGCACGACCUGAACCUCGCCAUGGACGGGCUGCGCGAGGUCAUGCCCUACGCACACGGGCCCUCGGUGCGCAAGCUCUCCAAGAUAGCCACCCUCCUGCUGGCCAGAAACUACAUCCUCAUGCUCACCAGCUCCCUGGAGGAGAUGAAGAGGUUGGUUGGCGAGAUCUACGGGGGCCACCACUCGGCCUUUCACUGCGGGACCGUGGGCCACUCGGCCGGCCACCCAGCGCAUGCCACCAACGCCGUGCACCCGGUACACCCCAUCUUGGGUGGUGCGCUGUCGUCCGGCAACCCAUCGUCACCGCUGUCUGCCGCCUCGUUGCCUGCCAUCGGCACCAUUCGGCCUCCCCACUCGCUGCUCAAGGCGCCCUCUACGCCUCCCGCGCUGCAGCUGGGCAGCGGCUUCCAGCACUGGGCCGGGCUGCCCUGUCCGUGCACCAUCUGCCAGAUGCCACCGCCACCGCACCUGUCUGCUCUCUCUACCGCCAACAUGGCCCGGCUGUCGGCCGAGUCCAAGGACUUGCUCAAGUGA